Molecule: messenger RNA, 1194 nt
Organism: Fibroporia radiculosa
Lineage: Eukaryota; Fungi; Basidiomycota; Agaricomycetes; Polyporales; Fibroporiaceae
Exons: 14
Coding region: 1-1194 (397 amino acids)
Biological process (GO): amino acid metabolic process; pyridoxine biosynthetic process; pyridoxal 5'-phosphate biosynthetic process
Molecular function (GO): amine-lyase activity
Source: RefSeq, a predicted model, not a curated record
AUGACCACGCCCUCCUCCCAGCCCUCUGGCGUCGCAACCCCGCCUUCUGCCAUCCACCACGGCGCAGGCAACCCCGCAGGCACUCCCGUCCUCGCCCCCACCCGCUCGACCCAGACAAAGGAUGGCGGGAGCAGCUUGGGUACUUUCGGGGUAAAAUCUGGUCUCGCGCAGAUGUUGAAGGGUGGUGUCAUUAUGGACGUAAUCAACGCGGACCAGGCACGUAUAGCCGAGGAGGCUGGGGCAUGCGCUGUAAUGGCUCUGGAGAGGGUCCCCGCCGACAUCCGAGCGAACGGAGGCGUUGCGCGAAUGAGCGAUCCCAAAAUGAUCAAAGAGAUUGUCGACGCGGUCACAAUCCCGGUCAUGGCGAAGGUCCGCAUAGGCCACUUUGUCGAGGCCCAGAUCCUGCAAGCUAUUGGAAUCGAUUACAUCGACGAAUCCGAGGUAUUGACGCCGGCGGAUGAAGAGCACCAUAUCAACAAGCACGCCUUCAAGAUUCCCUUCGUCUGCGGUGCACGCAACCUCGGCGAAGCCCUUCGGCGCAUCUCUGAAGGCGCUGCAUUCAUCCGCACCAAGGGUGAGGCAGGUACUGGGAACGUCGUCGAAGCCGUACGCCACCAGCGCGCGGUGAUGAGCGAGAUCCGUAAGGCCAGCGUGAUGAGCGAGGAAGAGCUAUACGCGUACGCAAAAGAUAUCCAGGCGCCAUUCCAUUUGUUGAAGGAGACAGCGCGUCUGAAACGCUUGCCUGUUGUGAACUUCGCCGCCGGCGGUCUCGCAACUCCUGCCGACGCUGCGCUCAUGAUGCAGCUAGGAUGCGACGGAGUUUUCGUCGGGUCUGGCAUUUUCCAUUCUGGAGAUCCUGCUAAGCGUGCGCGCGCGAUCGUUCAAGCUGUGACUCAUUAUAACAAUCCAAAAAUUCUCUCCGAGAUAUCGGAAGACCUGGGAGAUGCCAUGGUUGGGCUGACAAUAGUCAAUUCAGAUCGCAAAAACAACAUGUCGACGUACAAGCCCGAAGACGAGCUCAAGUCAUUCGUUUCUGAAGACCCAAAUUCGAAGUAUACCUUCGACAGUGAGCGCGAUGCCUCACAAUCCGAAAUAUGUCGAGAGGAGAAGAAGGGGCUGAAAUGCAUUACGCUGGCGAUGCACUCGAAGCAGAUGUUCGUCGCCAUGCAAGUACGUCCAUUUUGGCUUCCUUAG